This is a messenger RNA of Eimeria maxima, 1089 nucleotides long. RefSeq lists its product as hypothetical. The record is from RefSeq and is a predicted model, not a curated record. The coding region runs from base 1 to 1089 and encodes 362 amino acids. Gene Ontology annotation, molecular function: methyltransferase activity. The transcript is spliced from 7 exons. NCBI's taxonomy places the organism in Eukaryota, Apicomplexa, Conoidasida, Eucoccidiorida, Eimeriidae. Gene Ontology annotation, biological process: RNA methylation.
AUGAGCAUCCGGGGUGGUGCGUGCUGGAGUGCUACAUACAGCAAGCAGUAUGGGGCAGACCGUUGGAAACUACUGCUGAACGCUCUUGCAGAAGUCCCAACUCAAUUAGCGUUCGUUGCGCCUCACAUAUCUUACAGCGCGGUUCGCUAUCUACUGAGGAAGCCGCGGUUUGUGCCGUGUUUGAUCCCGAAUUGCUUCUCCUAUGAUGCGGGCCGAAAAGUACCAGAAACGGAUUCAAAAUGUGCAGGUGGCGAAAGUGCUGAAUCAGUCACCCCAGACCCUAGAGUUCAGCUUCCAUUUGACCAGAAUAUGAGUGAAAAUGUAGCGAUUGUCGAAGAUGAACAUGUUGCGGCAGAGGCGAUGGCCAAAACAUACUUUUUAGAUGGAGCAUCAGCUCUUGCUGGAUUUAUCCUCGGUGCACGUCCUGGCGAAGUUGUGCUAGAUAUGUGUGCUGCACCUGGUGGCAAGUCAUUGAUUAUUUUGUCAAUGCUUACGCAAGCGAAGGUUCCAGCUUGUGUAUUUGGGAAUCACAGCAUGCUGAGUGAAGCCGAUAGUGUCGAGAAUGACGAUGAAACGGCAGGCCUGUUGGUGUGUAAUGACAUCAGCCGUGACAGGCUGGCUCGACUUCAAAACACCCUCAACAAGUUCCUGCCCCCCUACUCUACGGCAGGACAGCGGCUUCAGUUCAGUUGUGCAGACAUCUGCAAGGGUGGCCCAUUCGGCACCCCCAAAGCUCAUGCAGAACGGCAGCUGAAGAUGCUCCUCAUUGCCUCAAAGCUUUUGAAGAAGGAUGGCAUUCUUUUGUACAGUACUUGCGCUUUGUCGGAGCUAGAAAAUGAUGCUGUCAUUGAGAAGUUUCUGAAGAAGACGGCAAGGAACAUAAAGGUACUGCCCCUCUUCGAUGGCGAGUGGCCUGCGGAAGUCAAACUUUUAGAGGGGAAAGGAUCGGGGUUGUGCAAAACCACAGAACACAGCGACAGCUCAAUUAUGUUUUUCGUUGAAAAGUUGAAGUAUGGGUAUGCAAUGCUUCCCGAUGUAUCUAGAUUUGGGCCUAUGUAUUUUUGCCGAAUGCAGAUUACAGGGCACUAA